This is a messenger RNA of Dovyalis caffra, 747 nucleotides long. The record is from the annotation of a GenBank genome assembly. NCBI's taxonomy places the organism in Eukaryota, Viridiplantae, Streptophyta, Magnoliopsida, Malpighiales, Salicaceae.
AUGGCUGCUCCUAUCAGAUCAGGCUUCGCUCUUCUCAACAGGGUUUUGAGAUCUGAUUCUCUAUCUACCCAACGAUCGGCUAUUCAACGCUCCGUCUUGACCCCUGCUUUCACCGCAUCUGAGUACUCAAAAAAUCUCAGCACUUCAUCUUUGCAGAAGGAGGAGAAAAUCAAGUUGCCUAUCACUUUAUACGGGGGAACUGGAAACUAUGCCUCUGCUUUAUACACGGCGGCCAAAAAGUCUAAGGUGCUGGAUCAGGUUGAGUCUGAGGUUUUUGACCUCAUGGAGGCUUCAAAGAACAGCCCUAAUUUUUCUCAGUUCUUGAAGGACUUGUCAGUGCCUGCUGAUACUAGAAUCAAGGCCAUUAAUGAAAUUUGUGGCGCAGCUAAAUUUUCGGACAUUACAAAGAAUUUCUUGGCUGUAGUGGCUGAGAAUGGGAGGUUAAAUUACUUGGAAAGCAUUGUAAACAAAUUCAAGCAGCUGACGAUGGCAGACAAGGGAAUAGUAAAAGCUAUUGUCAUAACUGUCAUUCCCCUCCCCCCACAAGAGGAAAAGGAAUUGAAGGAAACACUGCAGGAAGUUAUUGGACAAGGGAAGAAGGUCGAGGUUGAACAAAAGAUUGAUCCUAGCAUUCUUGGGGGGAUUAUGGUAGAGUUUGAGCAGAAGUUGUUCGACAUGUCCAUAAGAACUAGGGCGAAGCAGAUGGAGAGGUAUCUGCGUGAGCCUGCAGACUUUGAUGCCCUCUGA